UCUCACCAUUUAAUAUUUCCAUUUCCUCAUACAACAUAUAUUUCAUCACACUCAAACCGAAAACAACAAUUUUCCUUAUUUUUGUAGUGAUGGCAAUGAAGAGACAGAGAAACAGCCAAGGAACAGAGAACAUAAAUAUAUCAAAUUGUCUGAUGCUACUUUCUUGUCCACAACAAAAAAACUACGAAAAUGGGGAAUACGAAUGCAAAACAUGCAACAAAAAAUUCUCAUGUUUUCAAGCCCUUGGUGGACACAGGGCUAGUCACAAGAGAAUGAAAGUAAUUGAUGGAGAAGAACUGAAAGAAGAAGCUAAAUCUCUUAGUUUAUGGAAUGAACCAAAAAUGCACGAGUGUUCUAUUUGUGGUAUGAGAUUCUCUUUGGGUCAAGCAUUAGGAGGACACAUGCGAAAACAUAGAGCUGCAACAAAUGAAGGCUUAUCUUCUAUGAAACAAAUGAUUGCGAAAAUUCCAAUUUUGAAGAGAUCGAAUAGUAAGAGGAUUAUGUGUUUGGACUUGAAUUUGACACCUCUAGAGAAUGACUUAGCGUUUGGAAUGAAGUCACCCCCACUUCCACUUUCUUUGUUUUGAUUAACUUUACAUUUUUACCCUUUUCUUCACACAUUUGUAUUCUUUCUAUUUUUUGUGCAAAAAUUCCUUCAUUCUUUUCUUAUAGAUAUAUGCUUUUUUCUUA
This is a messenger RNA of Cicer arietinum (chickpea), 690 nucleotides long. RefSeq names its product zinc finger protein ZAT11-like. Gene Ontology annotation, biological process: response to stress; response to chitin. The record is from RefSeq and is a predicted model, not a curated record. Lineage: Eukaryota; Viridiplantae; Streptophyta; Magnoliopsida; Fabales; Fabaceae.